This is a messenger RNA of Mytilinidion resinicola, 1665 nucleotides long. RefSeq lists its product as uncharacterized. The transcript is spliced from 4 exons. Lineage: Eukaryota; Fungi; Ascomycota; Dothideomycetes; Mytilinidiales; Mytilinidiaceae. The record is from RefSeq and is a predicted model, not a curated record. The coding region runs from base 1 to 1518 and encodes 505 amino acids.
AUGAACGGCAACAUACACAAUCCAGUCACUUCUGAAAAGCCUCGCAGGGCAAAACGAUCCCUUCCUUCCUCGCAAAGUCCACGAAAACGAUCUCCUACACAUCAAGCCUUGGACCAAAAGAGGCAGUCUCUUACAACCACCAACUUUUCUUCGCCAGAGCUUUCCGAUUCUACCCUUACGCAUUGGCCUUGUUCAUCCUGCCCUUGCCCACAAGGAGCCUUUCAUUAUCCAGUCGAUAAUUGCAUCCGCUGUGGGCAUACGAUGGACGAUCAUGAGGACUUUGACCACCUAUGGGACCCUGAAUGCGAUUUUGUAUGCCAGAGACCCGACCUCGUUUAUUCCAUUGUGCAGCUUGUACGAAGCACAAGAGUAGUCGUCAUCCGCGCUACACCCCAAGUCGGCAAAACAACUCUACUUCGACUGCUGGGCCGUCACAUUCUUUAUGAGGAAGAGGACCUGGAGCCAGUAUUCAUUCUCUGGAGACGUAGAGAAAUGCGUAGAGAAAUGGGCGACAGUCUUCCAUAUAAGCAAUAUCUGGAACAGGAAAAAUCAAGAUGGCAAGAAGAUAAUGCGAAGUACCGGCCUUACAAUCCCAAAGCUACAACCGUCAACCUCAUUGAUGAAGCGCAAGAUUCAUAUGAAGAAGAAAACUUUUGGGCCCAGACACUCAAGAACCCCAAUACUAGACAGCAGUCCAUGUUUGUGCUCGUCUGCCUUUAUGGGGCUACUGGCGUUUCUCGCAUGCGCGAGCCAAAUAAUGAAUCCCAGGCCCUCCGUAUGGAUCGCCUUCAACGCGUGGAGCUACGUCCGUCCGCACUUGGUCGUCCAUACAUGCUCUUCAAGCCACAGGAAACAGCCGUUACCGUUCAGAAAUGGGCUAUGGUGAAUAAGUUCCAGCUUGAGGAUGAAGUUGCAAUAGCCCUGCGUGAAGUUAUCUGUCUGAAUGCUAUUGAAAGGUUUAGUCCAUCCGUUCUCCGGUCGCGCAAUUGCCAAAGUAUCCCAGAAGCAGCCUUUCAAGACGAACUAUAUUGCUGUCUCAACUACGAGCUGCAAAGUUUACCGAUUCUCUCUGAAUACUCGCAUACCAAAGAUGGCAGGGUUGACUUCUAUAUCUUUGACAAGAAAUGGGGCAUUGAAGUACUCCAAUCCAGAAGAAAAGAAGUCAUCACCGAACAUGCACGCCGAUUCCAGACUGGAGGGAAAUAUCAGCAAUGGAACAUCUUUGACGAUUAUGUCAUUCUCAAUUUCUGCUCCAAACCCGCACUUCGAGAGAUUGAAAUCGACGACCUAGAGGAGUGUACUGCAGAGGUAUACACGCAUGACAUGCAGCUCCAAAAAACGUCAGGCCUAGGCGAAGGAAGACAAAGGUACUACGUCGACGAUUUCGAUCGAUCUGAAAACUCGACCUUGCAGGAUCAGCUGACGCCGGUGGGGCGAGAGAAGGAAGACAUGAUGCGAGAGAAGGAAGAUAUGAUGCGGAGAAUAGCUGAAUUGGAACAGCAGGCAAAACAAAACUGAUAUGGGAUGAAGAUGGAUAGUUGGAGCUACAUUCGUGAGAGCUAGGUCAACAGGAGCGGAAUAAUAGUCGAGCACGGGUUUCGUGAAAGUCGCGCGACCUAUUUGGAUUAGCUCCGCAUGCACUUUAGCAAGCUUUUCGGUGACGAC